This is a messenger RNA of Osmia bicornis bicornis, 1286 nucleotides long. Its product is annotated as armadillo repeat-containing protein 3. The coding region runs from base 408 to 1214 and encodes 268 amino acids. The transcript has 5 exons. NCBI's taxonomy places the organism in Eukaryota, Metazoa, Arthropoda, Insecta, Hymenoptera, Megachilidae. The record is from RefSeq and is a predicted model, not a curated record.
UCUAAUCUAUGAAAAUCGUAUGAAAAUCGUAUGAAAAUACGUAGAAAGAUGUGGGCAAGCGUAAAGAAAGAGUGGAUCGCCGAGAGCAAACUAAAGACAAGUUUGAUCCUGUUCGGCUAGAAAUUAAGUAUCCAGGAACAGCGAUAUUACUUUUGAAAUGUCAAGAAAAGCCUGUACUGUUAGCUGCAGCCGCAGCAUUGGCGAAAUAUGGUAGCAAAGUUAAAGGAAACUUGGAAGUUCUGUUUGAUCUCGACAUUGUGGACAGCGUGAUUCCAUUGAUCACUCACGAAGAUCUGUUUACUAGAAGGUACACAGAGAAAGAGAGAGUACCCAAUAUACAGUAUAUUUUCAAUCUUUAUCCAAUACUUAUCAAUAUCAACAGGUUUGCUACAAAAUUGCUAGCUGAAAUGGUUACUAUUCCCAAUGUCCUUCAUUUCCUCCUGGAUUCUGAUUAUUACAUUCCACAUUUUGCAAAGGUCCUUAUCAAUGACAAUGAUUUGUUCAUGCAGGAAUUUUCCUCCUUAAUAUUAGCAGAAAUGUCAAAGGAUAUGUUUGGAGCAGCAAAAAUAUUGAAACAGUGUCGAAACAUGGAUUUUUUAUUUGAGAGAAUUCAGUCACCAGAUCCAGAUGUAAAGAAGAACAAUAUAGAAAUAAUAUACAAUCUGUUAGAAGAUCCUACAGGAGCGACAGCAAUUAUUAACACAAAGAAUGUCGAAUGGGAGGAUGUUCACUCGGAAGCAUUUCGGAUUCUUCGGUUAGCCGCUGACAAUCCUGUAACCGCUGAAACAUUCGACGACAUUGGGGGUAUUAAACAGAUGUUGGGCUACCUGGAGGAUACCUCUCACUCGAAGCUGUUCGUGGAAGCUCUUGAUGUAGCCGUUUGUCUGUCGCAUACACCGAGGGGUAGACAAGCCCUCUACACAUACGGGAUCGUCGACUAUUUAUUGCGUACAUUAGUAGGCAAUGUGCAACCUGAUAUAUAUGAAAUCAGUUGCCAUAGUAUUGGAACGAUGAGUUUGUACGAUAAAGCAGCCAAGGAUCUAACUGAGAGCGGUUGUACGAAGAACAUUCUAGAUAUAAUGAAGAAUGAGAAUUUCAAGUGGAGUCCAAGGCACGCGGCUCUGUUUGCCUUGAAUCAAUUGUUGAAAUGCGAUAUUAAGAAUUGUGAAAAUUUCUUGAACGCUCAAGGACAGACAGCAACAACAAUCUUUUAAAUCAACAAAAUAAGGAUAUAUGUAUGUAGAUGACUUACGAUUAUAAUAAGAAAACGUUAAAGAAGAUUGUCA